AUGACCACCACCACCUCCGACCAAAAAAUCGCCUUCAUCCCCCUCGAAGCCAACCCCCCCCUCCUAACCUCCCUCCUCCACAAACUCGGCGUAUCCCCCGCCCUCGCCAUCCACGACGUCUACUCCCUCGACGACCCCUCCCUCCUCGCCUUCGUGCCCCGCCCCGCUCUCGCCCUCCUCCUCGUCUUCCCCGUCAGCGAAACCUACGAGGCCCACCGCCUGGCCGAAGACGCCGACAAGCCCGACUACGCGGGGAGCGGCGAAGGGGAGGGCGUGGUUUGGUUUAGGCAGACGAUACGGAAUGCGUGUGGGUUGAUGGGGUUGUUGCAUGCUGUUUCGAAUGGGCCUGCGCGGAACUUUAUUGAACCAAACUCAACCCUCUCCACCCUCCUCGACCAAGCAAUCCCCCUCCCACCAAAAGAACGUUCCGUCCUCCUCGAAACAUCUCAAGCUCUCUCCGCCGCCCACCGCGAAACCGCCGAACAAGGCGCCACCUCAGCCCCCGAGGCCGCCGACGACGUCGACCUCCACUACGUCUGCUUCGUCAAGACCGACGACGGCCGCCUCUGGGAGCUUGACGGGCGGCGUAAGGGACCCCUCGCGAGGUUGGAGGGGAUGAGUGAGGAAGAGGACGUCUUGAGCGAGCGGGCACUGAAGGCGGGGCCGUUGGAGUUUUUGGGGAGGGAGAGGGGGGAUUUGCGGUUUAGUUGUGUGGCUCUUGCGGGGGCCUUGGAUUAA
This is a messenger RNA of Scedosporium apiospermum, 738 nucleotides long. Its product is annotated as Ubiquitin carboxyl-terminal hydrolase. Gene Ontology annotation, biological process: ubiquitin-dependent protein catabolic process; protein deubiquitination. The transcript is spliced from 2 exons. Gene Ontology annotation, molecular function: cysteine-type deubiquitinase activity. The record is from RefSeq and is a predicted model, not a curated record. Lineage: Eukaryota; Fungi; Ascomycota; Sordariomycetes; Microascales; Microascaceae. Gene Ontology annotation, cellular component: cytoplasm. Bases 1 to 738 code for a protein of 245 amino acids.